AUGCAGUUCUCCAAGAUCGCUCUCAUCGGCCUUGCCUACACCUCCGGCACUCUCGCCGCCUCUUGCCGCAUCUACAGCUGGUUGAACGGCGAAGCCGUCCUCGACAACUGCUGCUGGGGCAAGGGCCAGAAGGCUUGCACCAACCAGAACAAGGGCGGCACUGCCCGUGGCACCAGCGCCGCUUACUGCGCUGAGCAGAGUGCCAGCUUCUGCGAGAAUGUCAUGCUCGGAGGCAACCCGAUCACCAAGACUUGCGAUGCCGACUGCUGCUCCACUACCACCGGCUGGGGUAUUGGCUGCCCCAAAUAA
Molecule: messenger RNA, 309 nt
Organism: Colletotrichum abscissum
Lineage: Eukaryota; Fungi; Ascomycota; Sordariomycetes; Glomerellales; Glomerellaceae
Exons: 3
Coding region: 1-309 (102 amino acids)
Source: RefSeq, a predicted model, not a curated record